AUGAAGUACUCAGUAGCUGUUCUGGCCGCCGUGGCCUUUGGCUUUAGCUCAGCCCAGACUGCCACCACUACGUCAGGAUAUCAGAAGCCCAGUGAGGCCGCGAGGCCAGGCGCCAUCACCAACCACGGAUGCUACAACGCGUCAUCAACGACAUGGCAGAAGUACCCCGUAGAGAAUAUCAGUACCGGAUCAUGCACGUUGGAAUGCCAAACUAAGCAGAAGAAGAAUGUCGCCGCUAUCAACGGCGAGGACUGCUACUGCGGUGACUCGUACCCGCCAAAGGUUGACGUUGUCGACGACAAGAAGUGCAACUUCCCUUGCCCAUUCUACCCGGAAGAGGCUUGCGGUGGUGUCGAAGAUAUGAUGUACUACUCCGUCUUCAACACGGGCCUCAAGCUCGUCGUUCCCGAUGAGGACGUUGCAACCACCACAACGGCCGCAGCCACCACCAAGGCCACGACAACAACCGCCGCCAACGGCGUCGUCUCAACCGUCAUCGAGACCCCCGUCGCGACAACAUCGGCCGCGGCAACCGAGACGCCCAAGAAGAGCACCAACGUCGCCGGCAUCGCCGCGGGCGUCGUCGUCGGUGUCGUGGCCAUCGCCGCCAUCGUCGGCGCCGCCUUCUUCUUCGUCCGCAGGAAGCGCAACGCCGAGAUCGAGGAGGAGCACCGCCGCAACGCCGCCGUCAACGCCUUCAUCGGCGGCUCCAAGCCGCCCAGCAGCAGCGGCGUCUCCAUGUCCGACUCCCGCAUGGAUCCCACCCUGGCGCACCGACGCAUGAGCGAUGGCAGCAUUGCCGACAACCAAGAUUACUCGCGGAAGAUUCUCCGAGUUACCAACGCAUGA
This is a messenger RNA of Colletotrichum abscissum, 849 nucleotides long. Its product is annotated as transmembrane alpha-helix domain-containing protein. Gene Ontology annotation, cellular component: plasma membrane. The transcript has 3 exons. The record is from RefSeq and is a predicted model, not a curated record. Bases 1 to 849 code for a protein of 282 amino acids. Lineage: Eukaryota; Fungi; Ascomycota; Sordariomycetes; Glomerellales; Glomerellaceae.